This is a messenger RNA of Coprinopsis cinerea okayama7#130, 2016 nucleotides long. RefSeq names its product NAD+ synthase. Bases 1 to 2016 code for a protein of 671 amino acids. Gene Ontology annotation, molecular function: glutaminase activity; NAD+ synthase (glutamine-hydrolyzing) activity; ATP binding. NCBI's taxonomy places the organism in Eukaryota, Fungi, Basidiomycota, Agaricomycetes, Agaricales, Psathyrellaceae. The record is from RefSeq and is a predicted model, not a curated record. Gene Ontology annotation, cellular component: cytoplasm. Gene Ontology annotation, biological process: NAD+ biosynthetic process. The transcript has 11 exons.
AUGCCCCGCCACUCACCUCGCCAUUACUUUGCUCAAAAACCACCUAUCAGGCCUGUCGUCCACAAGAAUGUCAUCUACAAUUGUCGCAUCAUCGCCCACGACCGCAAGAUCCUCCUCAUUCGCCCAAAAAUGUGGCUGGCCAACGACGGAAACUACAGAGAACUUCGGUACUUCACGCCGUGGGCUAAGCAUAGGCAAUGGGAGGACCACUAUCUUCCACGGAUGAUCCAAGCUAUCACUUCUCAAACGUUCAAGGUCAAGGUUCCGUUCGGCGACGCCGUUGUCAGUACAAAGGACACUUGCAUCGGUGUAGAACUAUGCGAAGAGUUGUUCACGCCAGCGAGCGGUGUCCCCAGCCCCCACAUUCUUAUGGGGCUCGACGGGGUCGAGGUGUUUACAAACUCAAGUGGGAGCCAUCACGAACUGCGGAAACUCUACACUCGAGUAGAGCUGAUCAAGGAAGCAACUCUCAAGCUCGGUGGAAUCUACCUCUACGCGAACCAACAAGGAUGCGAUGGGGACCGUCUCUACUACGACGGCUGUGCACUUAUCGCGGUCAAUGGCCAGGUCGUUGCGCAAGGAUCCCAAUUCUCCCUUCGUGAUGUGGAGGUGGUCACAGCUACAAUAGACAUCGAAGAUGUUAGAUCCCAUAGAGCAAAGAGCAGUCGAAGUAUGCAGGCAGCCUCUGCGGAGCGAUACUCCCGAGUGGAGGUCCCCUUCGAGUUAUCCACUGGUCAUGGCCACGAGCCGGAGGAGAAGGACAUGAUUGGGAAAGCUGCAACCAAACCAAUAACCGUGCGUUAUCACACGCCUGAAGAAGAGAUUGCUCUUGGACCUGCUUGUUGGCUUUGGGAUUACUUGCGAAGGUCGAGAACCCAGGGCUACUUUGUUCCUCUGAGCGGUGGAAUCGAUAGCUGUGCAACCGCCGUGAUCGUGUUCUCCAUGUGCCGCUUGGUAACUGAAGCAUCGGCUCGUGGAGAGCAACAUGUCAUCGCCGACGCAAGGAGAAUGACCGGAGAACCUGUGGACUCUACCUAUAUUCCGACCGACCCCAAGGAAUUCUGCAACAGGAUUUUCCACACCUGCUACAUGGGUACUGAGAAUUCGAGUGCGGAAACUCAGAGCCGGGCGAAGGACCUGGCAAGUGCGAUCGGAAGUUACCACGUCGACUUGAAUAUGGACACAGUGGUGACCAGCGUUCGAACCCUCUUUUCCAUGAUCACCGGGAAAACGCCCCGCUUCCGAUCGCAGGGAGGGACCAACGCGGAGAAUUUGGCCCUUCAAAACAUCCAAGCGAGGUUGCGCAUGGUGUUGGCGUACAUGUUUGCGCAACUUCUUCCUUGGGUCCGGGGCAAAUAUGGCGGGUUGCUCGUACUAGGUAGCGCCAAUGUCGACGAGAGUCUGCGAGGCUACUUGACCAAAUAUGACUGCUCUUCUGCGGACAUCAAUCCUAUUGGUGGCAUCAGUAAGACCGAUCUGAAGAGGUUCAUCGCCCACGCAGAAACUGCAUUUGACCUUCCAAUCCUCAAGAGUUUCCUGGACGCCGUCCCUACGGCAGAGCUAGAACCCAUUACUGAGACUUAUGUUCAAUCGGACGAAGCUGACAUGGGAAUGACUUACGACGAGCUCUCCGUCUUUGGUCGACUACGCAAAGUAGAGAAAUGCGGACCGUACAGCAUGUUCACAAAGUUGGUGCAUGAAUGGGGCAGCUAUUUGUCUCCCACACAGAUUGCAGAGAAAGUUAAAUUGUUCUUCUUCGAGCACGCACGUAAUCGUCAUAAGAUGACGACGCUAACGCCUUCGUACCAUGCUGAAUCUUAUAGUCCAGAUGACAAUAGUGAGUGGCUCAUAGACACAAAGCAAACAGCAGAGCUGAUGCUUGAGACAGGAUUCGACCUUCGGCCGUUCCUUUAUAACGCUCGCUUCCCAUGGCAAUUCAAGAAGAUUGACGACCUAGCCGCCGCCCUGCCUGAUAAAUCAGGAAUCGAGGAUAGUUGUAAGCCUAAAUCGGACUAG